AUGGUCACAGAAACUAGCACGAAGGGCUUGGGCUCGGGGAUUUACACGCAGUCUAUCCUAAACUACCUAUACCAGCGCUUGGUUCUGGAAUUCAACGUCCCUUACGUAUGGGGCUGCCCAUGCGAUGUAUUGCUCAACCUCUUUGCCGAACACUUCUCUCAGAACCAUCUAGACUGUGGUGUCGCCACAGGUUACUUUCCCGCAACCGUCCUGCAACGCACUAGCCAAGCCAAUACGCAACGCCAAGUUACCUUGUUAGAUCUCAACCCCAACUGUCUGGAGGCAGCCAAGGCAGCUAUACAGGCAGAGGCGCCUCAAGUUCCCGUUCACACUGUUGAGGCAGACAUAACAGCACCCGUACCAGCUGCGUUAAAGGGCAAGAAGUUUGAUACGAUAUCCAUGUUCAACUUAUUCCAUUGCGUACCCGGGGGUGCGAGCAAGUUCCAAGCACUUGCCACCUACAAGGACGUCCUUGCGGAUGACGGCGUGUUCAUCGGGUGUACGGUACUAGGCGAAAAACAUACUACCGGCUGGUUUUCUCGGAAUUACCUCAGCCUCUACAACUGGGUGGGCGUGUUCAAUAACUGGGAUGACAAGGCGGAGGACAUUGAGAGCGUGCUUCGAUCAGCGUACAAGGAGGUUGAUACCUGGAAGGUUGGAAUGAUACUCAUGUGGAGGGUAAAGGGCCCCAAGAAGGCCUAA
Molecule: messenger RNA, 702 nt
Organism: Daldinia childiae
Lineage: Eukaryota; Fungi; Ascomycota; Sordariomycetes; Xylariales; Hypoxylaceae
Exons: 1
Coding region: 1-702 (233 amino acids)
Source: RefSeq, a predicted model, not a curated record